UGCUCCAAAGUCUUCUCUAUAUUCCAUAUAUUCAACUCUUUUGGUUAAUCGUUCUUAGGCUUUUCCUCUGCUCGCUGUUCUUCAUCAUACCAAGACCUUGAAGAGGCAGUUCAAAAUGCCUAGCACCGUGGAUUCUGAGAAUGGAAUUGCCAAACAUGUCGAGUCAUCUCUUCCAUCUUUAUUCGAAAUUGAGGAAUCUGAUGAUUUGUCUAGAUUGCUGGAAAAACCAAGAGCCAUAAAUAUAGAAAGGAAAAGAUCAUUUGAUGAAAGAUCUUUCAGUGAAAUGUCAAUAACUCAUUCGCCGCCACGCAAUCUAGAUGGGGUGUUUUCCCCAGGAAGGAGGUCUAGCAUAAACUCACCCAGAUCAAGCCACUGUGUUGAGCCACAUCCCAUAAUAGGUGAAGCGUGGGAAGCCUUAAGGCGUUCUAUAGUUCUGUUCCGUGGACAACCUGUGGGAACUCUUGCUGCUGUUGAUAAUUCUACAGAGGAACUCAACUAUGAUCAGGUAUUUGUGAGAGAUUUCGUGCCUAGUGCUUUGGCAUUUUUGAUGAAUGGUGAACCUGAAAUAGUCAAAAACUUCCUUCUGAAAACGUUACGGCUCCAAUCAUGGGAGAAGAAGAUAGACCAGUUCAAGUUAGGGGAAGGAGUUAUGCCUGCAAGUUUUAAAGUAAUUCAUGACUCUGUUAAGAACUCUGAUACAAUAGCUGCUGAUUUUGGGGAAUGUGCUAUAGGCAGAGUUACUCCUGUAGAUUCUGGUUUCUGGUGGAUUAUACUGCUUCGUGCAUACACAAAGUCUACAGGGGACACUUCUUUAGCUGAGAUGCCCGAAUUUCAAAAGGGUAUACGCCUGAUUCUGACUUUAUGUCUCGCAGAAGGUUUUGAUACAUUUCCGACCCUGCUUUGUGCUGAUGGAUGCUCUAUGAUUGAUCGCCGAAUGGGAGUUUAUGGCUAUCCAAUUGAGAUACAAGCACUUUUCUUUAUGGCCUUAAGAUGUGCUCUAUUUCUACUAAAGCAAGAUGAAGAAGGCAGAGAGUUUUCUGAUCGAAUAAUUAAACGCCUUAAUGCCUUAAGCUAUCACAUGAGAAGUUACUUUUGGCUUGAUAUGAAACACUUGAACGAUAUACACCGUUACAAGACAGAAGAGUACUCUCACACUGCAGUUAACAAGUUCAAUGUCAUGCCAGAUUCACUACCAGAUUGGGUUUUUGAUUUCAUGCCAAGUCGCGGCGGUUAUUUCAUUGGAAAUGUUAGUCCUGCUAGAAUGGAUUUCCGUUGGUUUUGUUUGGGUAAUUGCAUUGCAAUUUUGUCAUCUUUGGCUACACCUGAACAAGCUUCAGCGAUAAUGGAUCUCAUUGAAUCGCGAUGGGAAGAGCUUGUUGGAGAAAUGCCACUCAAAAUUUGUUAUCCUGCUAUGGAAACUCAUGAAUGGAGGAUUGUUACGGGGUGUGAUCCUAAAAAUACUAGCUGGAGUUACCAUAAUGCUGGAUCUUGGCCAGUUCUUCUGUGGCUCCUUACUGCUGCAUGUAUCAAGACUGGAAGACACCAAUUAGCAAGAAAAGCUAUUGAACAAACAGAAAAUCGUUUGCUAAAGGAUAGUUGGCCAGAGUACUAUGAUGGAAAACAUGGUCGUUACAUUGGUAAACAAGCUCGGAAAUUCCAAACAUGGUCCAUUGCUGGUUAUUUGGUAGCUAGAAUGAUGCUUGAAGAUCCAUCUCAUUUGGGUAUGAUUUCACUCGAAGAAGACAAACAGAUGAAACCUCCCAUGAAAAAAUCUACUUCUUGGUUUUGUUAAUGUCCUUAUAGUCACUUUCAAUUGCUUAAAGUACUUGUCUUUUAGAUUUUAUUUUGAGUUUUUGACAUUCUUUUUGAUUUGUCAUGAAAUUUUCCUUAUUAAUGGUUAGAGUGUAUUGUGUUUUUGUU
Molecule: messenger RNA, 1920 nt
Organism: Nicotiana tabacum (common tobacco)
Lineage: Eukaryota; Viridiplantae; Streptophyta; Magnoliopsida; Solanales; Solanaceae
Product: putative alkaline/neutral invertase D
Biological process (GO): sucrose catabolic process
Molecular function (GO): endo-alpha-N-acetylgalactosaminidase activity; sucrose alpha-glucosidase activity
Source: RefSeq, a predicted model, not a curated record